AUGUGGGCGGAGCUCGGUCGCUUCCUGCUGGUCGUCGUCUCACCGGUGUUCGUCGCGCUGUACGUCGUGCAUGCGCUAUUUUUCCCGACGGUGUGGCGGACGAACCGCGAGAAGCCCUACCCGCGCGCGGGUGUUCUCCCCGCUCAGGAGCAACCGCCGCUGCUGGUUCGCAUUCGCUCGUACAUCGCCACGCGGAUCCUGUCGUCUCUGCUGCUCACCUGCCUGUUUCUCAACCUCUUCUGUCUGCUGCAUCUCCGCCGCGUGGCGUGGUGGUACGUGCCCUACGCCCUCUGGUGCGUGUGCCUCGCGGACACCUUUGGCAGGCGCCUAGGGUGGCCUUCGGAAUGGGUGCGCACCAUGUCCAUUUGGACGUUCGUCGGCGAGUACUUCCCGUUUACGCUGUUGAAGGAGACGCCCGCCACGCCGUUUCCCACGGAUAAAAACUACCUCUUCGGCUUUCAUCCGCACGGCGUUUUCAGCUUCUCGUGCUGCGGCCAGUUCGCGGGCAGAUCGAGGCGGCCCGAGAACGAUUUGGCUGCGCUCAUGCCCGGCUUGGACUUCCGAGUGGCUACACUCGAACUAAACAUGCGCACGCCGUUCUUUCGGCACAUUCUGCAGUUGAUGGGCUUCAUCUCGUGCAGCAAGAAGACCCUCCUGAACGUCCUCGAAAGCAAGGAGAAGGGCAAGGCAGUUGUUCUAGUCGUCGGGGGCGGGCGAGAGGCCUUCCUCGCAGAGGAGGGCAAGAAUGAUCUGGUCCUGAAGAAGAGAAAAGGCUUUUUUGAGUUGGCGCUGCGCACAGGCGCCUCCGUCGUUCCGGUUUACUCUUUGGGAGAGAACGACUUGUACACGGUGCUGAAGACGCCGUUGGCGAAGACACUGAGCGAAAAAACGAUGAAGAUCUUCGGGUUUUCAUGCCCCAUCUUCUUCGGCCGCGGCGCCUUCCAGCUGUUUUUGCCCCGGCGCGUGCCGACCUUCACGAUGAUUGGAGACCCGAUCGCCUGCGCGAGGACGGAGAACCCCACAGACGACGACAUCGCCAGGCUCAGAGACCAGUACUGCGAGGCUCUCGAGCGCGUCUUCAACAAAGUUAAGGCUGCGUAUCGCCCCAAGCGAGAGUUCCACGACCUCCGCUUCGUCGAGUGA
Molecule: messenger RNA, 1143 nt
Organism: Besnoitia besnoiti
Lineage: Eukaryota; Apicomplexa; Conoidasida; Eucoccidiorida; Sarcocystidae
Product: dgat2l1-prov protein
Exons: 9
Coding region: 1-1143 (380 amino acids)
Biological process (GO): triglyceride biosynthetic process
Cellular component (GO): endoplasmic reticulum membrane
Molecular function (GO): diacylglycerol O-acyltransferase activity
Source: RefSeq, a predicted model, not a curated record